AUGACUGCAAAGAAGUUGUAUAUCGCAUGCAAAGCUAAUCCAUACUAUGUAACGCCUUUCGCGCUCGCCAGCGCCGUCUUUGGCUUCACCUUCUCCCCAGAAGCUUCCCGCUGCAGACCAUACUGCAACACAUACUACAACAAGAUGACCGACACAUUCUCCGUGGACCUCCCCACGGCCAUCUGUCUCCUCUUCUCCCUGGGGAUGAUGCCAACCGCCUACUUCCUCACCAAUUACCUCCUCCCCGUCAAUAAAACCAAGGGUCGCGACCGCUUCCUCUUCGCCUGGCACACCUACGAUGCCCUGACUCACAUCUUCAUUGAGGGUUCCUUCCUUUGGGAAUGCUUCACGAGCUGGGCUCCCGUCGCCGGCAUCCACAGCACAGAACCCUUCUUCCUCAAUCGGCCCGAUCGCAACUACGGUCCCGCAUACGGCACCGGUCCCUUUGCGCGUCUGUGGCAGGAAUACGCUAAGGCUGAUCGUCGCUGGGCUGGCGCUGAUAUUACCGUCGUGUCGCUGGAGCUUUUGACUGUUAUUCUGGGUGGACCGGCUGCUAUCUACAUCUGUUAUUUGAUUGUGAAGGCCAAUAGCAAGCUUGCAUCGCAGGUGCGUGGGGCUGUCAAGGCUAAGCUUUGGUUUGCUUCGGCUGUGCUUGCAACUGCGGAACUUUAUGGAGGUUUUAUGACUUUUGCGCCAGAGUGGUUGACUGGCUCGACUCAGCUUGCAACACACGAUUUCGUUUACAUGUGGUUGUAUCUUGUCUUCUUCAAUGGGCUUUGGGUGUGUAUUCCCCUUUGGGUCCUGUUGCAGGCCUGGGUGGAGAUGAAGGCUGCCUUUGUGAUGAAGGAGGGCGUUGAGAAGGCUGAGCACCGGAAGAGGUAUUAG
Messenger RNA from Penicillium pulvis, 885 nucleotides. RefSeq names its product EXPERA domain-containing protein. Gene Ontology annotation, cellular component: membrane; endoplasmic reticulum. Gene Ontology annotation, molecular function: cholestenol delta-isomerase activity. The transcript has 2 exons. Lineage: Eukaryota; Fungi; Ascomycota; Eurotiomycetes; Eurotiales; Aspergillaceae. The record is from RefSeq and is a predicted model, not a curated record. Gene Ontology annotation, biological process: sterol metabolic process. Bases 1 to 885 code for a protein of 294 amino acids.